Messenger RNA from Meloidogyne enterolobii, 261 nucleotides. The record is from the annotation of a GenBank genome assembly. Lineage: Eukaryota; Metazoa; Nematoda; Chromadorea; Rhabditida; Meloidogynidae.
UUUUUUAAAAUGAAAUUCUUCAUUUGUUUUACAUUUUUGCUUCUUCUAAUUGGAAGUUUUUUAAUUGAUGCUCAAUUCAUUUCCAAUGCUGAAAAACAAUCGGGAACACCAACAAUAUAUGCUUCACAUAAAGAACAUGUUGGUAAUUGGAAUCCAGUUAGACGAAGGCGUAAUUUCCUUUCUCAAUCACAACCUGCCAGUAAGACACCUCCAAGUUACGCUACCCACAGUGAAGCUGUUGGAAAUUGGAAUCCAAAAUAA